This is a messenger RNA of Pelagomonas calceolata, 789 nucleotides long. NCBI's taxonomy places the organism in Eukaryota, Pelagophyceae, Pelagomonadales, Pelagomonadaceae. The record is from the annotation of a GenBank genome assembly.
GCCGCACACUCUCCCAAUCCCAAGCUGUGCACGGAAGCGCAUCGCUCGAAAACACACCUUUGACAUCCGUGCCUGUCCGUCCAGCAACGAAGGGCUGCCUCUUUGGCUCCAGCUGUGGUGGCUGCUAGUCUGAACACAACAGCAUAGUACAUCAUGUCCGCGUCCGCGCCGCUCCUGCCCUCUGUGGCGAAGGAGCUCCCCGACACCGCAAGAGACGCCUACGCGGCAGCCACGGAGGACGUGCAGACGCGAUUAACAAGGCGCCUGCCGCCUCUGGUAUUAACGUUGUGUAUUGAAAUGGGAAAUGCGGCCAUCAUCAUGUCCUACAGCGGCGAGCUGCUGCGAUAUCCGCUGCUGGUCGGAUUUAUCCCCGUGAUCUCCGCGCUGGGCGGCAACAUCGGCCUCCAGUCGUCGUCAAUCACGACGCGCGCGCUCUCGCACGGCCUUGCAUCCGCAGAUGAAGCGACAGCAACCAUACGGCACGAGAUGAGCGCCGUCGUGUUUUUGUCGGCGGCGCUGUCCGCGAUGCUCUUCGCCAUCGCGGCGACGUGGCGAUCGAUACAGACCUCGGAACUGGACUUUGGCUUUGGCUUCGUUGUGGCAUUAUCACAACUCGUGUCAGCUAUCAUGGGCGGGUUCUUAGGCGUCCUGACGCCGCUCUUCUACCGGUAUAUGGACAUGGACCCCGCGUCGAAUGCCGGGCCGCUGGAUACCGCGGUCCAGGACGUGCUCGGCAACAGUCUUUUCCUCGCGACCGCGGGGUGGCUCCUUAAUGUGUUUGGCUAUUAG